Molecule: messenger RNA, 367 nt
Organism: Brassica oleracea var. oleracea
Lineage: Eukaryota; Viridiplantae; Streptophyta; Magnoliopsida; Brassicales; Brassicaceae
Exons: 2
Coding region: 37-285 (82 amino acids)
Source: RefSeq, a predicted model, not a curated record
AAAAUACUCGAACAACAAAACAAAAGUUAAAAAGACAUGAAGCAACAACGUGACUUGGUCGUCGUCUUCUUUGUCCUUUUCAGCUUUCUCCUGUUUGUGAAUCUGAGUGAAGGAAGAUCAGGAGGAAGUGCAGAAGAAUAUUGGAAGAAGAUGAUGAAGGAUGAGCCAUUACCUGAACCAAUCAAAUAUCUUCUCAACAAUCCAUUUAGGACAGGACAAGAGAGGUUCGUCAAAGAUUUCAACACCAAGUCUAUCGUCAUCAUCUACCACAAUCCUAAUGUAUAACCAAUUAAAAUCAUAUAAUAUGGCUCUGCAUUUAUGUAUGCAUCAGUUUACACAUGCACCGUAUAAGUGUGUAUUAAUUAAG